This is a messenger RNA of Microsporum canis CBS 113480, 1533 nucleotides long. RefSeq names its product nuclear localization protein. Lineage: Eukaryota; Fungi; Ascomycota; Eurotiomycetes; Onygenales; Arthrodermataceae. The transcript has 4 exons. The coding region runs from base 1 to 1533 and encodes 510 amino acids. Gene Ontology annotation, molecular function: chromatin DNA binding. The record is from RefSeq and is a predicted model, not a curated record. Gene Ontology annotation, cellular component: nucleus.
AUGGCCCGGAAACACAGAGCAGUUGCAAGGGCAGCUGCCGCUUCAAUAGAAUCCACGCCGCAACAGCUAGAAGAGUCUGAUGCCGAGAUGACAGGCAUGACGACACCCCCAAAGGACAGUCGCGGAGACGAGGAGGAAGAGGAAGUGGAAGGAGAGGAAGGAGAAGACGGUGAAGGCGAGGGUGAAGGCGAGGGUGAAGGCGAGGGUGAAGGCGAAGGCGAAGGCGAGGAUGGCGACGAAGAGGACGAGCGAGGGACACCACAGACACCCGCUGCAGACGCAGACCCACGUCUCGCACAUGCGCUCGACAAGGAAGGAAACGUGCUGGGCGUGGUGGACGAUGAAGUCGACCUGCCCGAGGACCCGGAAGGAGAGACCAAAGUCGACAAGCUGGGCAACCUGCUGGGCGGCCGGGAGUACCGCGUCCGCACCUUCAAGGUGCUCGACCGGGGAGAGAGGCAGUACAUGCUCUCGACCGAGCCUGCGCGCUGCAUUGGGUUUCGAGACUCGUACCUCUUCUUCCAGAAGCACAGGCUUCUGUACAAGAUCAUCAUCGACGACGAGGCCAAGCGGGAUUUGAUCGAGAGGGACAUCAUACCGCAUUCGUACAAGGGGCGGGCUAUCGGGAUAGUCACCGCGAGAUCUGUGUUCAGGGAGUUUGGGGCCAGGAUCAUCAUUGGCGGGAGGAAGGUGGUGGAUGACUACCAUGCCCAGGAGGCGAGGGAUAGGGGGGACGUGGAGGGUGAGCUGGCGGUGCCGGAGGACAGGCUGCCUGCCGCCGGGGAGAAGUACAACAAGAACCAGUACGUUGCCUGGCACGGGGCGAGCAGCGUGUAUCACUCCGGCGUCCCGUCCGUCCCCAUGCCGAUUGGCAAGGCGGUCGAGGUCAAGAAGCGCAAGAUCGUGGUUACCGGCGACAACUGGAUGGUCGAGCACGUCCGUGAAGCCAGCCGCUUCAAUUCUGAACUGGCGAGCCUGCGCCGGGAGAACCUGGGCGGUGUCUACGACAUCCACACCAACAUGAUGAUGUAUCCCAAGACGAUGCAGCCGACCCAUGCACGCUGGGAGGCCGUCCGGCCAGAGGAGACAUCCACUCUCUGCCGCCGUAUCGCCGGCGCCACCAUAGACGACAGAGACAGCCAGGACAACGAGGACGAGGACAGCGAAGAGACUACCAUCUUCCCACCGGUCCCAGGCAUCUUCAGCCGCAACUUCCGCAUCCACGACAUCCACUACGAGUCUGCACCCAACUCGUCGCUCAACCUCGUCCCCGGACCGGACGGAGACGACCACGACCUCGGCUCCAACGGCCUGAUCUCUCUCCGGGGAGAGGCAGACGACGAAGCAGACGACGGCGAGGGAGGCACCAGCUUCAAGAUGACGGCCGACGUACUGGCGGAGCUCCCGGAAGACUGUCGACGGGCGUACCUGGAUGCCGCUGCACAGGAGUGGGAGUGGAAGACCAGAUGGAAGGGCGAGGCCGUCGACGGCGCGAGAGCCAACCUCGCCAUGAACUUCACCUGGACUCCGUGA